UUCAGCGCGUCGUAGACAGCAUAGGACCCCGUCGCGCUCGCGUCCCUCUGGUCCUUGAGCCGGCGCGGACAGCGGAGCAAUGGCCUUGAGACUGCUGAGACUUGUCCCGUCGUCGGCGUCCGCGCGCGGCCUCGCGGCGGGAGCCCAGCGCGUGGGACAAAUUCACACCAGUGUGGAUUGCAAGCUGAGGUAUGGGCUUUUGGCCUUCAUUCUUGGUGAUAAGACAACCAAAAAACUGAAUGAGUACAGCCGAGUGAUCACAGUGGAUGGGAACAUAUGCUCUGGGAAAAGCAAGCUCGCCAAGGAAAUCGCAGAGAAACUAGGCAUGAGGCACUUUCCAGAAGCCGGCAUCCACUACUCAAGCAGCACCACAGGUGACGGAAAGCCCCUCGACACGGAAUUUGAUGGCAGCUGUAGCCUAGAGAAAUUUUAUGAUAAUCCAACAAGCAACGAUGGCAACAGCUACCGCCUGCAGUCCUGGCUGUAUGCCAACCGCCUCCUGCAGUACUCAGAUGCCUUGGAGCACCUGUUGAGCACAGGACAAGGUGUAGUCUUGGAGCGCUCCAUCUACAGUGACUUCGUCUUCUUGGAGGCAAUGUACAACCAAGGCUUCAUCCGGAAACAGUGUGUGGACCACUACAAUGAGAUUAAGCGGCUCACUCUCCCAGAGUACCUGCCACCCCAUGCAGUCAUCUAUGUUGAUGUGCCUGUGCCAGAGAUACAGAGCCGGAUCCAGAAGAAAGGAGAUCCUCAUGAAAUGAAGGUCACCUCCGCCUAUCUCCAGGACAUUGAGAAUGCCUACAAGAAAACCUUCCUCCCACAGAUGAGUGAGAUGUGUGAGGUUUUGGCGUACAGUGCCUGGGAAGCUGAAGACUCAACCAAGGUGGUAGAGGACAUUGAAUACCUCAACUACAACAAAGGGCCUUGGCUUAAACAGGAUGAUGAUACCUUCCACAAACUGCGGAUGCUGGUUCAGGAUAAGUUGAGCGUGCUGAAUUACACGACAGUUCCUAUCUACCUCCCAGAAAUCACUAUUGGAGCUCACCAGGGUACCCGGAUCUACAAUAGCUUCAGAGAGCUACCAGGCCGCAAGUAUGCCCCUGGAUUCAAUGCCGAGGUGGGUGACAAGUGGAUCUGGCUGAAGUGAAUGGUCCCCUCUGCCUAGGUAUGUCACAGCCAUGAAGAUGUCUGCUCUACCCAACUCUAUGAACUCCUGAGCUUUUAAAACAAGACAACAGAAAAAAAGGAAAUGAUCAAGAAGUUGCCAGAAGAAAUGAUCUAAUAAAAGCAGUCUACCCUGUGCUUAGUCAGGGUUGAAAAAAAUCAACUUCCACUGAAAAGGUUCUGGAACCUUCUAAUUUUAUUUUGCAAUCACCUGGGGAAAAAGCAAAGCAAAGCAAAGCUGGUCUGCUCUGAAAGACCAGCUACCAUUGGAAGCCCUGUGUCCCAGUGCUGUUUCCUGAGUCCUCUCAACUUCAUGAAAUAAAGCUGGCUCUGUAGCCCCUC
Acomys russatus (golden spiny mouse) is the source of this 1506-nucleotide messenger RNA. It is a transcript of the gene Ndufa10, whose product is annotated as NADH:ubiquinone oxidoreductase subunit A10. The record is from RefSeq and is a predicted model, not a curated record. Gene Ontology annotation, cellular component: cytoplasm. Gene Ontology annotation, biological process: mitochondrial electron transport, NADH to ubiquinone. Bases 80 to 1147 code for a protein of 355 amino acids. The transcript has 10 exons. Lineage: Eukaryota; Metazoa; Chordata; Mammalia; Rodentia; Muridae.